This is a messenger RNA of Botrytis deweyae, 1788 nucleotides long. RefSeq lists its product as uncharacterized. The transcript has 8 exons. The coding region runs from base 1 to 1788 and encodes 595 amino acids. The record is from RefSeq and is a predicted model, not a curated record. Gene Ontology annotation, molecular function: oxidoreductase activity. NCBI's taxonomy places the organism in Eukaryota, Fungi, Ascomycota, Leotiomycetes, Helotiales, Sclerotiniaceae.
AUGAUAAUCAAAUACCCGUAUUUCCCUUGGGGAUUGCUUGCAUGCUCUAUCUUUAUCACUUAUGGCAAUGCUCAGUAUUAUCCCAUAACUGGGGUGACAACUGGUAUCAACUCGAAUACAAAGGCUCGACCUUUCAGACAAAAUAUCGACGAUUUGCAGAAUAACAUUCAACAAUGGUCGCUAUAUAUUCAAGCUCUUCUUGCCAUGCAAGCUGCAAACGAAUAUACUGAUGGACUCUCCUACUUUCAACUGGCAGGUAUUCACGGUCGACCGUAUGUUGCUUGGGAUGGUGUAAAUCAAGCUAUCGCGGCUCCAACCACUGGGUAUUGUACACAUGAUUCGGUAUUGUUCACUACAUGGCAUCGUCCUUACCUGGCACUCUUUGAGCAAGUUCUCGCCAGCUAUGCCCAAACGAUAGCAAAAAGCUAUAUAUCUACGCUUUAUCCCGCCUACCAAGCUGCCGCUGAUAACCUCCGUAUCCCUUUUUGGGACUGGGGUGCUAGCCCUAGCAUGCCUAGUAUCACCAACGUCGCCACUAUCUCUAUCGUUCUCCCCUCUGGGGCUACUGCCUAUGUGAACAAUCCACUCUUCCGUUAUAACUUUCGGAAUAAACCGCUCAAUCAGCAACAAUUUCCUCCUGGGGACAGUGACGGUUAUAUGGCACAGUACAAUUGGACGGUGAGAAAUCCAGAUAACCUAGGUAAUGGACAAAGUGAUUUCAAUGCUGCAAACACGAACUUGCAAAAUGCAGGGUUGGGAGAUCAAGUGUGGACAGCAAUCAUGAAAUCAAGUAAUUUCAAUAGCUUUGCUACGAUGGCAGUCUCGGGGGCGAGUAUAGAGUCACCGCACGGCGCGGUACAUGUUCUUGUGGGAGGUGCUUAUGGACAUAUGUCCUUUCUGAGCUAUUCUGGAUUUGAUCCUAUAUUCUGGCUCCACCACGCAAACGUCGACCGAGUUCUCUCCAUGUAUCAAGCCAUUAAUCCUUCUACAUUCAUUACCGGCUUAAUCGACUGGUAUGGCACGUACACUAUCACCUCUGGGACCAUUGAUACUGCCUCUUCUCCUCUGAAGCCCUUUGCUAUCACCAGUUCCACCUUUUUCACAUCAAAUACUUGCAGAUCGAUGUCGCAACUUGGGUAUAGUUAUCCAGAAAUUAUGGAUUGGAAUAUGACAGCCGAGAAAAUGACUAGUUAUGUAACAGGAAGAGUAAAUGAAUUAUACAAUUCAGAUGGAAGCAAUUCCAAGAUUAAGAAGCGGAAUUUUGAUAGUCGAGAACUUUUCUCAGAAAAACAACACGAAGGACCAAGCACGAACAAAACACUACGAGAAUGGACCGCAGCACUCAGUGUCUCUAAAUUGGAUCUUCAAGGCCAGCGGUUUAUUAUUCGACUUUUUCUAGGCAAGAUACCAGAGAGUCCAGAGGAGUGGGGGAGAAGUGAAAGUUUGGUAGGAAGUCUAGUGAUUUUGCCUCCGCCGGGUGCUGUUUCUAAUGAUGCGACGAAAGCAUUGGCCUAUGAUGAGAUUGUUAUUUUGAGGGAGCCUGCUAUUGGAGGUAGUUACAAAGGGCAAGAUGUCGAUGGGAAUGGCGAAGGGACUGAAGAAUUCUUGAAAAAGAACUUGAGGUGGAGAGCACAGCUGCUUGACAAUACACCAUUACAUGCAACUUCAUUACCUACUCUCAAAAUUAUUGUGGGCGAUGAGGUUGUGGCUAUGCCGCACGAUAUCACUAAAAAGCCUGUUUACGGAACGAAAACGCUACAUCCUGAUAUUGUUGUAGGUGGGAAUUAA